CUUAGUGGGAUAUGCGCUCUUCAAACGGAGCUCUUCAAACGUAGAAAUCACGUUGAAAAUGGCUGAAAAUGGUUCUGAAAAGCCAAGUUUCUCCUUUGGUUUUAGCAAGAAGAUCGAAACAAAGAAACUUCAGUCGGGGGCAAUCAAAAGUGAUGAAAACAAUGUGCAAGGAGAUCCCGAUUUUGUAACUUCUGUUGAGGGAACAAAAGUGAAAAGUACAAGGCCAGAAGCUGAGCCAAAGAAACCACUCGUGAUUCCUCUUAUCACAACAAACAACUGGAAGACAAAGACAGCAGAAAAGUUAAUUAAUGGUGAUGAUAAGAAUGGUGGUGCAGACAAGGGAAAGGUCUCAAAACAUGAGAAGGUCUCAAUAAAUGAUGGGAAAGAUGACCUUGAAUCUGAAGCCAUACAAGAAUUAGUAAACGAUGCAAAGAAACAUGAAGAAGACUGGGAAGACAGGGAAAAGCAGAAACAGACCCUUGCCAUCCCUCUACUCCUGCAGAACAAAGUUCCAGAGGGCUUCGAAACUGACGAAAAACUCAAUGUAGACCUUAGACCAGAUGGUGCUCAGGAGGCAGAUUACGAUGAAGUGCCCAUAGAACAAUAUGGAAUGGCCAUGCUUCGAGGCAUGGGAUUCUCAGAGGAGGAAGGCAUUGGAUCAAGCUCCAAAAGGAAAGUCAAGCCCAUAGAAGUAAAUAUCCGGCCAAAGGGAUUAGGGCUGGGAGCUGAUAGAAGUGCUUUGAAAACAAUUGAAGAGACAAAUAUGGGCAAAAAGGAUGAGAAAGAGGAAAAGUUGAUACUGGGUAUAGGAGCUUAUGUUGUUGUUACUGGUGGAGCUAAUAGAGACCUGUAUGGCAAGGUGGAGGGAAUAGAUGGUGAUCAAGGCAGAGUUGUGAUUAAGCUAGCACUGAGUGGUAAAUCUGUAUCACUGAGCCAAUACAUCAUAAAACUAGUGUCCAGUAAAGAAUAUGAAAAAUACUCUAAAUACCUCAAUAAAGGCAAGUCUGACAAAUAUAAGGAUGAUGGACAUGGAAAGUCCAGCAAAAAUAAAGACACUGACUCUGAUUCUCAAUCUAAUGAUUCACAUAAACAUAGAGACUCAAGUAAACAUAGAGACUCCGAUAAACAUAGAGAUAGGCACAGACAUUCUGAAAAACAUAGAGAUACAGACAAAUAUAGAGACUCUAAACAUGGAGAUAAAUCCUCAAAACACAAAGAGGAUUCUGAUAAACACAGGGAAGAUAAAUACAAGGAGGAUAAAUACAGAGAUAGCAGGGAGAGAGAUGGAGAUCUGGAGAGAAGCGGCACAAAGAGAAAACACGAAGGAGAAAGGGAAUCUAAGAGAUCAGUCAAGCAGAAGAACUAUUGGCUGAGACCUCAUCUGAGGGUUAGAAUAGUAGACGAGAAUUAUAAGAAAGGAAAAUACUACAAUACAAAGGUCAAGAUCGUAGAUGUUGUGAGCCUUGACACAUGUAUUUGUCAAACCGAAGAAGGGAGAGUUUUAGAUGAUGUUACACAGAGAAUGCUAGAGACAGUUGUCCCCAAAACUGAACCAUCUUACGCCAUGAUCAUAAGUGGAACAUACAAAGGCCAGUUAUGUGAAGUAUUGAAGAGGAACAAGUCUAUCUGUCAGGCUACAGUUCAACUCCUGCAGGACCGGGAGCAAAUAAAAACAGUAGACUAUGACCAUAUAUGUGAAUAUAUAGGAGAUAUAAAUCUAGAAUUUGAUUUUUGAGAAUCUGAUUUAAAUAGAUUUUUGAACAAAAUGAACUCAUUUCUAGUAGAACUGAGAAACUGUUCUUGUACAUUCUGCAUUAUAAUGAUCUCAGAUAUUUAGGUGAUAGCUGAAAUACUGGCCAGUUGUCAUAUUUUUGCCUGGACUCUACUAUGUACAGUAAACCUGUAAAAAGUGGAAUAUCACUAU
Molecule: messenger RNA, 1924 nt
Organism: Owenia fusiformis
Lineage: Eukaryota; Metazoa; Annelida; Polychaeta; Sabellida; Oweniidae
Source: the annotation of a GenBank genome assembly